Acanthopagrus latus (yellowfin seabream) is the source of this 1671-nucleotide messenger RNA. Its product is annotated as microfibril-associated glycoprotein 4-like. NCBI's taxonomy places the organism in Eukaryota, Metazoa, Chordata, Actinopteri, Spariformes, Sparidae. Gene Ontology annotation, biological process: elastic fiber assembly. The record is from RefSeq and is a predicted model, not a curated record. Bases 197 to 910 code for a protein of 237 amino acids. The transcript is spliced from 7 exons.
AUUUUCAAAGAUACGCCUGUUGUGACGUCAUGGUGCCUGCUGCAGAUAUAAGACGUGAAGUUGUGAGACUGUGACAGACUGAAGGAGAAGCAGCAGUUUGUCUCUGUUUCCUCUGAAGGUGAAGCCUCUUCAGUUCAACCUGCAGAGCCUCAGACAGAUCCACAUCAGCCGGUAUUACUUCCAGCAAAAACUGACGAUGAAGCUGCUCUCAGUCGUCGUCCUCCUCCUGGCUCCAGCGCUCACCAGCGGCAUUAAAAAGCAUCCGAAGGACUGCAGUGUCAUCCAUCAUGACAAGAGACAACGCAGUGGGGUGUUCACCAUCUAUCCUGAUGGACCCAGGUCUGCUGUCCAGGUGUACUGUGACAUGGACUCACUGAAAGGAGGCUGGACGGUGUUCCAGACGAGGAUGGACGGCUCGGUGAACUUCUACAGGCCCUGGGAUCAAUACAAGAAGGGCUUUGGGAGCGCUGCUGGAGAGUACUGGCUCGGUCUUGACCACAUCCACCACCUGACUAAAGGCCGUAAAGUGGAGCUCCUGGUCCAGAUGGAGGACUUUGAGGGGAAAACUGUGUUUGCUCGUUACACUUCGUUCUCUGUCGAAGGAGAAUGUGACGGAUAUUUACUGAAGGUGUCUGGAUUCAUCAACGGAGGGGCAGGAGACUCCCUGAGUUAUCACAAUGGACAAAAGUUCACGACCUUCGACAAAGACCAGGAUGCCUGGAAAGGGAACUGUGCCAGAAGUUACCUGGGAGCGUUCUGGUACAGGUCUUGUCACCAGGUAAAUCCCAACGGGGUUUAUCGUUGGGGGGCUGAUAAAACUCUCUAUGCUGUUGGAGUGGAGUGGUACCAUUGGAAGCGUAAUGACUACUCCCUGAAGAGCAUCAGGAUGAAGAUCCGUCCUGUGCACUAGAUCUCCAGGACCAUCGUACAGCAGAAUAUCAUCAGCUGACCUCUUCAGUGAUUUCUUUCUCUUUCUGUCAUUAAGCAUGUAAUCUCUUAAUGGGCCGUGUUUUCCUGAAACUGGUUCCCAGCACAGUCCAGCAGCACACCAACUCAUGUUAGUGAACAUCUGUGGUGUCUUGCAGCAGCAGCAGUUAGCAACAUUUAGCAACAGUUAGCAGCAGUUAGCAGCAGCAGUAUUGUGGUGUGCAUUUCCAUUCUAAUGCUGCAGCCUGAACGUGUCAUCCUGAGUGAGGGGUGAAGCUGCUGAACGUUUGGAUGUAGAUUUAAUAUUUUUAGAGUGAAUAAUUAGAAAACUGGUGCCGUCUGCGUUCCUUCAGAAACGUGGGCUCAAAGUGAACAUAGGAGCUUAUGAGGGAGUUGGUGGUCUGUGUGCUUCCAUAGUUACAGGCCUGUGAUCAGCACAACAUUGAUUAAAUCAGGCUCAACACACAAAUAUGUAACAUCCCAAAUAUUAAUACACAUCAGCAACGUGUCAGGACUUCAGGCUGAACUGGUGAACUGAGCCGCAGCUGUGACUCCCUCAGCUGGACUGCUGCUCCAUGUGAGCCAGCAGAACCUUCGGCCCGUCAACAGUUAAUGGAUAAAGAUCAACGUUUAGUCUCAUGGUGUGUUCAUCUCUGCACUGUCCUGAUAUUUGGUGGAGGGUUAAACUUUAAUGUGAAUCAUAACCUGCUGUAUGAUGACAAUAAAUAAGAAGCUGAGCAUCAA